AUGUUAGAGAAAACGCCAGUGGUUGGCCUCUCAUGGCAACCACAGUUGCCUUUUCCAUCUCUAUCAAAGGCCACAAAUGAUCCAUGUCAUUGUAGCACUAUUUGGAAACCAAAUUCAGAAUUGGUUAGUGGGCUCUUGGUUCCUCCUAAUGAUCCCAGAAAACUAAAUAACUUAUUGAGACAGCAAGUUAAGGAUACUGCUGGAAAAAGAUGGUUUGACAUGCCUGCUCAAACCAUGACCCCCGAGCUGCAGAGAGAUUUGAAGUUACUAAAGUUGAGGGACGCCAUUGAUCCAAAACGGCACUACAAGAAGGGUGAUUCAAAAUCAAAGACUCUUCCAAAGUACUUUCAGAUAGGAACAGUUGUAGGUUCCCCAAUGGAUUACUUCUCAGGCAGAUUAACAAAGAAAGAGAGAAAAGAAUCGUUUGCAGAUGAGUUGCUUGCUGAUCAAAAAGAUUCAGCUUACAGGAAGCGUAAGGUUCGAGAAAUUGAAGAGCAGAGGCGACCAGCUGGAAAUGAGAAGUGGAAGAUCAAAGGCCAAAGUUCUCUGAAACGUGCAAAAGAAAGGAGGAAGUUCUGA
Vicia faba (fava bean) is the source of this 579-nucleotide messenger RNA. Lineage: Eukaryota; Viridiplantae; Streptophyta; Magnoliopsida; Fabales; Fabaceae. The record is from the annotation of a GenBank genome assembly.